AUGGAUUUGAGUAAUUCAAAGUGCGUUGUUAUCCAUAACGGUACUAGUACCACCAUUGCUGGAUUUAGUAAUAGUGAAAUACCUAAAUGUAUUAUACCAUCAAGUUAUUUAAAGAAAAAAGAUGGAAGUUUUGUCUUUGGUACUUUUGAUAUGAUGGAUUCUUUAGAAGAUGAAGGUGCCGAAAGUGAUAUAUUCACCAUUGUGGAUUCUCAACUUGGUGUUCCGUAUAAUUGGGAAGCGUUAGAGAAACAAUGGGAAUAUAUUUUUGAAAAGCAAUUGAAAUGUGAUCCUACUGAAUUACCUGUAUUGAUUACUAUCCCAUCAAGUAUAAGUAAAAAUGAAGAUAUUGAAAAUAAAGUCAUCGAACAAUAUUGUAAAAUUGCAUUUGAAAAAUUUAAAAUACCAUAUUUACAAAUUGUUAAUGAAUCUUUAUCUAUUUCUCUAGGUUUAGGUAAAAAAACUUCAUUAGUUAUUGAUAUCAGUGGUAGUGGCUCAUCUGUAACACCUAUUGUAGACGGGGUAAUCAUUAAAAAUGGUAUAGUUAAAUCUAAAUACGGUGGUGAUUUCCUAGAUUAUCAAAUUAUCAAAAAGUUUUCAACCAUUGACGAAGAUCUGGAGGAAGAAAUGACAAAUUCAAGUAACAUUUGGGUUAGCAGCAAUAGUUGGAUUAAAAACUUUAAAAAGACAAUGUUACAAGUAACUGAUAAGAAACUACAAGAUGUCGAAAAGUAUUACGAAGAACAGUUGAGAUUACAAGCUGAAUUGCAAAACCAAGGUAGUAUCACAUCCGUAGGGACCAAUCCAUUAUCUGUAAAGAAAGAAUAUUUAUACAGGAGUAGAAAAACAGUUACUUUUGAAUCAAGAGAAUUAUAUCAAUUUGGAGAAUACUUAUUCCAACCACAAUUAGCAUCUGAACAGUAUAACAGAGACGAUGGAUUAGGAGAACUUAUAUAUAGAUCGAUCACCUCUGCUGCUAUGGGUAACAUGCCAGCUGCAGUCGCUGCCAGUAACAAUAUUGGUGGUAGUUCCGGCGCUACUGGUGGUGAUAGCAAUGUCCAUACUCCAAGUAACGUUGAUUCGAUGGGAGUCGGUAGUGGUACUAGUCUUGGUACUUCAAUGGGUGCCAAUGGUGGUUCUGCAAAUUCUGGAAAUGCCCAAUUGCCACCACAACUGGCGACUACAGCCAAUGUUACCGAGAACAUUAGCAAUUUAUUAAACAAUAUUAUUAUUAAGGGCGGUACCUCACUAGUGGAAGGUAUUGAAACACGUAUAAUAAAUGAAAUAUCUAUGAGAUUCCCACAAUAUAAAAUAACUACAUUUGCCAAUCAAGUAUAUUUAGAUAGAAUGAUUCAAAGUUGGACUAGUGGUACUACGAUGGGUAAGCUGGGAGAAGUAGCCCUUGGAAACAACAAUAAAUGGUACUGUCGUGAGAUAUACGAGUCAUCAAAGAAUGAAGUCACCGCAUAA
Vanderwaltozyma polyspora DSM 70294 is the source of this 1467-nucleotide messenger RNA. RefSeq names its product Arp7p (gene ARP7). NCBI's taxonomy places the organism in Eukaryota, Fungi, Ascomycota, Saccharomycetes, Saccharomycetales, Saccharomycetaceae. The record is from RefSeq and is a predicted model, not a curated record. Gene Ontology annotation, cellular component: NuA4 histone acetyltransferase complex; SWI/SNF complex. Gene Ontology annotation, biological process: regulation of transcription by RNA polymerase II. Bases 1 to 1467 code for a protein of 488 amino acids. The transcript has a single exon. Gene Ontology annotation, molecular function: chromatin binding.